AUUUUAUAUUAUAACAGAAAUUUAUGAUGGCAUCCGAGGACGUUAAUUCUCAUACGAUAUUAAAUGCUUCAGAAGAGACUGGACAAUCUAUUACUAGUAUAUCACAGGAAAGUAAUAAUAAGGAUGUAAACUCAAGUAAACCACAGACUCAAGGAAAUCCAACGAGUAAUCUCCAAAGGAUACAACAACGCAAGCAGCAGACUUACAACUGGCCACAAGAAAAGAAAUUGUUAAAGCUUGCGAAUUAUAGUGCUUGUCAAACACAGGAUUGUAAAUGUACAGGCUGGAAAAAUGCACAACCAAUUAUAAAAUCACCAAAGGGUGAAAUACAGCAGCCUCUUAUAAGUUUUUCGGAUCCAUGUAAGAUGUGUAUUCAUCCUUUGGAAAACCACAUCAAACAUUUACCAGUUCAAUCUGAUGAUGAAAUUAACAGAUUACUGGGAAUGGCUAUAGAUGCAGAUAAUAUUUUAACAUGUACACAUAGGGAAGUAGAUCCCGAUACUAAGAAGGUGUAUUUUUAUUUAUAUAAAUUAUUGAGGAAUUGUAUCUUGUCUAUGACAAAGCCAGCUAUAGAAGGUCCAUUAGGACAGCCGCCAUUCGAAAGACCUAACAUGGCAAAAGCUGUAAUGAAUUUUGUUUUAUAUAAAUUUAGUCAUUUACCACCGGCAGAUUGGCAAAUUAUGUGUGAUAUGGCAAAGAUGUUUUUACACUGUCUGAAUUUCUGGAAUUUUGAAGCGCCCAGUGCCAGACAAGCAACAAUUAAUGCGGAUGAAGCUCCUGCUUACAAAAUUAAUUAUACCCGCUGGUUAGUUUUUUGUCAUGUGCCUGCAUUUUGUGACUCCUUACCACAUCAUGAUACUCCUUUAGUUUUUGGAAAAACUCUAUUGCAAGCCGUAUUCAAACCACUUUGUAGAGAAUUAAUGAAUAAGUGUCAUAAUGAAAGAGACAAAAUAACACCGGAGAAGAGAAUUAUAGUUUUAACGCAUUUUCCUAAGUUUCUUUCAGCUCUAGAAGCUGAGAUUUAUUCUGAUAGUUCACCUAUGUGGGAUCCUGAAUUUAAACAAGCACCACCGUCUCAUGUGCAAGCUGCCUUAGAAUCAAAAGCACAAGCAAGAAAGACAGGAGAAUUUGAAAAAGUUAUUAUUACACCGAACGAGAAAGAUAAUUAUACAACGAUAAACAUUAGUCCUGGAAUAAGAAGACUUCCUGAAAAACGUUUUUAUUUCGAAGGACGACCGGAUGCAAAGAAACGAAAAAAUGAAGAAAUUUUUGAAGAUUUGCCAGAUGAAACUGUUGCUGAAAUUGUUGCAACUAUUAAUGAUCCCAAUUAUAUGUAUGGGCCUGAUGCAGUAUUUCCUCCAGAUGUUCCACGAGAUGAGACUGCUAAAAUUGAAGAAAGCAGAAAGAUCAUAGAGUUCCAUGUUGUCGGAAAUAGUCUGACACAGCCAGUAUCUAAGCAAACUAUGCUUUGGUUAAUAGGAUUGCAUAAUGUAUUCAGUCAUCAAUUAGUUAGAAUGCCCAAAGAAUAUAUAUCUCAAUUUGUUUUUGAUCCGAAACAUAAAACAUUAGCCCUGAUAAAAAGUGGUCGUCCAAUUGGCGGUAUUUGUUUUCGCAUGUUUCCUACUCAGGGUUUUACUGAGAUUGUAUUUUGCGCUGUUACGAGCCAAGAGCAAGUAAAAGGCUAUGGAACACAUUUAAUGAAUAUGCUAAAAGAUUAUCACAUCAAAAAUAACAUACUGCAUUUUCUUACGUUUGCGGAUGAGUUUGCUAUUGGAUAUUUUAAAAAGCAAGGAUUUAGCAAAGAUAUAAAACUGCCGAAGCCGAUGUAUCAUGGAUACAUCAAAGAUUAUGAAGGAGCGACAUUGAUGCACUGUGAAUUGAAUGCUAAAAUAGUAUAUACUGAAUUUACAGCAGUAUUAAGAAAACAAAAAGAAAUAGUUAAAAAAUUAAUUUAUCAAAGACAACAGGAUAUACAAAAGAUUCAUCCGGGUUUAACAUGCUUUAAAGAUGGUGUAAAAAGUAUUCCUGUCGAAUCCAUUCCAGGAAUUCGUGAAACCGGAUGGAAGAAUUACGCUCAGACAAGAACAAGAGGUGUGGUCAAAGGAACGCAAGGUUCGGAACUUAUAGAUUGUAUGGAUAUGUCAGAAUCUCUUUAUAACACUUUAAACAGUGUUUUGAAUAGUGUGAAGAAUCACAUCUCAGCCUGGCCAUUUCUGGAACCUGUAGACAAGGACGAGGUUCCAGACUAUUAUGAUCAUAUAAAAUAUCCAAUGGAUCUCAAGACUAUGGAAGAUCGUUUGAAGUCUAAAUACUAUGUAACUAGAAGAUUAUUUAUUGCUGACAUGACACGAAUUUUUACAAAUUGUAGAUUAUACAAUAGUCUUGAAACCGAUUAUUAUCGUUGCGCCAAUGCUCUGGAAAAAUACUUUCAGACACGUAUGAAAGAAAUUGGUCUAUGGGACAAAUAG
Atta colombica is the source of this 2468-nucleotide messenger RNA. RefSeq names its product histone acetyltransferase KAT2A-like. Gene Ontology annotation, molecular function: protein binding; histone H3 acetyltransferase activity. NCBI's taxonomy places the organism in Eukaryota, Metazoa, Arthropoda, Insecta, Hymenoptera, Formicidae. The transcript is spliced from 5 exons. Gene Ontology annotation, cellular component: nucleus; histone acetyltransferase complex. The record is from RefSeq and is a predicted model, not a curated record. Gene Ontology annotation, biological process: positive regulation of transcription by RNA polymerase II; chromatin remodeling. The coding region runs from base 24 to 2468 and encodes 814 amino acids.